AUGGUUAAUGAUGUUGAAGAUGACGAUUCAUGCCCAAAACCUGUUGGAAGGAGGUCUGUUUUCUAUUAUGGUGUCGGUCAUAUGCUAAACGACAUCACUUCUGCCUGUUGGUUUACUUAUCUUCUAUUGUUCCUGACAGAAAUUGGACUGUCGCCAAGGGAUGCUGCUAUAGUUAUGCUUUCAGGUCAGAUAGCUGAUGGAUUUGCUACUGUAUUUGCUGGAGAACUGAUAGACAGGUUUGGACAUUUCAAAAUAUGGCAUGGUGCGGGAUCUAUCUUGGUUGCCAUUUCAUUUUCUUCAGUUUUUGGCGGUUGCUUUCCAUGCCAAAUAUUUUCUUCCUGUUCAUCGAUAGUAGAAACUAUUUCAUACAGCACGUUUGCUGCAAUCUUCAAUAUGGGUUGGGCUGCCACACAAGUUUCACACAUGUCCAUGGUGAAUUGCAUCUCACUGAAUUCAACAAGCAGGGUGGCGAUGACAAGCUGUCGAAAUGCUUUUACCAUGGUUGCAAACCUCAGUCUUUAUGCUGUUGCAUUAAUAGUAUUCAGUACCAGUAAAGCAAAAACACAUGCUGAUAUUGAAAAUCAGUACCGUUGGAUUGCGUACACGGUAAUUUUUAUUGGAUGCUGCUUUGUGGGAAUAUUUCAUCUUGGAACUAAAGAGCCAAGAUUAAAGAUACGUGUACAUGGAACUAGUUAUGCAAGGAUAUCAUGGGCUUACUGGUUCAAGAAAGUUUUAUACUAUCAAGUCGGUCUUGUCUAUAUGCUUACCAGACUUGUACAAAAUGUUUCACAGGCAUAUCUUGCAUUCUAUGUUAUGGAUGAUCUGCGGAUGGCCAAAUCAGCUAAAGCUUUGGUCCCUGCAAUCAUCUAUAUCAGCAGCUUCUUUGUAUCUGUCACUAUGCAGGAAAUGUCAUGGACUGGACAACGCCUGAAAGCCUGCUAUUCUGCUGGUGGCAUUCUCUGGGUAUUCUGUGGUGCAAGCAUCCUCUUUUUGCCUAGAAGCAUGCGUGCUUUCAUGUAUGUCAUAUCAGUAGUUAUUGGCAUAGCGAACGCUCUAAUGACGGUAGCUGGAGUAAGCAUGCAAAGUGUUCUAGUUGGUUCAGAUCUAAAUGGCUGUGCAUUUGUUUAUGGAUCUUUGAGUUUCCUAGACAAGCUUUCAUGUGGAAUUGCUGUCUUUGUGCUUCAGUCUUUUCAAAGCACCUCACCAAGAUCGGAGCAAACCCUUUCUACAGAGUAUAUUUCAGUCACAAGAUAUGGCUUGGGUCUGCUUCCAGCUGUUUGUUCACUUGCUGGGGUGGCUAUCACAUACACUAUGAAACUCCAAACACCUUAUUCAAAUCCCUUGGUGGAACCGCUGUUGGAAUGA
This is a messenger RNA of Dovyalis caffra, 1365 nucleotides long. Lineage: Eukaryota; Viridiplantae; Streptophyta; Magnoliopsida; Malpighiales; Salicaceae. The record is from the annotation of a GenBank genome assembly.